UUAGAGUCAUGGCUUCCAGGCUUCUCUUGAAUUUCCUACUCCAAGUGGGAGUUCUUCUUUUCAUCCUAGGAUCAGCGAAUUCACAAGGAUUGCAAGUUGGAUUCUACAAGAAGACAUGUCCGAAUGUGGAGGCUGUCAUUAGAAAAACGACGGCUGAGUUCAUCCAGCUAGCGCCUUCCCUAGCAGCUCCAUUGUUAAGGAUGCAUUUCCACGAUUGUUUUGUUAGGGGAUGUGAUGGUUCCGUGCUCAUAAAUUCGACGGCGACGAACCAGGCAGAGAAAUCUGCAAUCCCAAAUCUAACCCUGCGAGGGUUCCAAGUGAUCGAUGCCGUCAAGGCUGAAGUGGAGAAAGCGUGUCCGGGGAUUGUUUCUUGUGCUGACAUUUUAGCCCUUGUGGCCAGGGAUGUAGUGAGUUUGAGCAUGGGACCAACUUGGCAAGUUCCGACGGGGCGAAGAGACGGACGGAUUUCAUUGGCCUCUGAAGCCUUGGCCAAUCUACCCCCUCCAUUCUUUAACAUCACUGAACUGAAAGCUUCCUUUCAACAGAAAGGUCUAUCUGUGAAGGACUUGGUAGUACUAUCAGGCGCCCACACCAUCGGCAUCGGCCACUGCACGUCAUUUGACAACCGCAUCUACAACUUCACUGGGAAGGGUGAUGUGGACCCCUCAAUGGAUCCCAAUUAUGUAAUCAGGCUACGGGCCUUAUGCCCAGAGGGGAAUGUCACUGACUUUGUGGAGAUGGACCCAGGAAGUUCGAAAAUAUUCGACACAGAUUACUACAAGGUCGUGGCGAAAAGAAGAGGCCUCUUCCAGUCUGAUGCUGCACUCCUUGACGAUAAUGAAACUAAAAUCUACAUUGGUCUCCAGAUCAACUCUUACAAUCCAAGCUUCUUCAGCGAUUUUGGAGUGUCUAUGGUGAAAAUGGGCAACAUCAGUGUCCUAACAGGCAAUGCUGGCGAAAUCAGGAAGAAUUGUGCAGUGAUUAACUGAUCAACGGCUAGAUUGUUCGAGUUGAUGUAAUCAUUUGAGGCAAUAAGCCAAUGGUUUGCGAGAUCUUCUACCAGAUAGAAGAUAUAUAGUCUGAUUCUAUUUUAUUUCUAUAUUUGUUUUCCAGUAUCUAUGAAUAAGAUUGUUGCUAUUUUGUAUUGUUAAUCGUUAUAUGAGUGAUGAAAUGUUAAUAAAAUGUGGAAAAGCUG
This is a messenger RNA of Magnolia sinica, 1195 nucleotides long. Its product is annotated as peroxidase 27-like. Gene Ontology annotation, cellular component: plasmodesma; plant-type cell wall. Gene Ontology annotation, biological process: response to oxidative stress; hydrogen peroxide catabolic process. NCBI's taxonomy places the organism in Eukaryota, Viridiplantae, Streptophyta, Magnoliopsida, Magnoliales, Magnoliaceae. The transcript has 4 exons. Gene Ontology annotation, molecular function: heme binding; peroxidase activity. The record is from RefSeq and is a predicted model, not a curated record. Bases 9 to 989 code for a protein of 326 amino acids.